Pediculus humanus corporis (human body louse) is the source of this 558-nucleotide messenger RNA. RefSeq lists its product as uncharacterized. Lineage: Eukaryota; Metazoa; Arthropoda; Insecta; Psocodea; Pediculidae. Gene Ontology annotation, biological process: potassium ion transmembrane transport; stabilization of membrane potential. Gene Ontology annotation, molecular function: potassium ion leak channel activity. The record is from RefSeq and is a predicted model, not a curated record. Bases 1 to 558 code for a protein of 185 amino acids. The transcript has 4 exons. Gene Ontology annotation, cellular component: membrane.
AUGUGUAAACCGUUGGUGGUUUUUCAAGAACUCGAGCAUUCGGCUGAAAUAACAAAAUUUAGUAAAUUAAUUGAUAAUAUAGAAAAUGAAAGAUUUAAUUUAAUUAAAUUUUCACACGUUUGCUCAAAAGAUGUUAAAAAAUGUGAUGAAAUCCUUGAAAAUUACGAAUUAGCACUUAUUGAAGCCUGUCAAAAUGGCGUUCAAUUACCAUAUAAAAAAACUGAUAAAGUUACUUCAAGAUGGAGUUUUACAGAAUCUGCUUUUUUUGCUUCAACCAUUCUUACGACAAUAGGGUAUGGCAACACCGUUCCAAACACAUUCUGGGGUCGGCUAUUUUGCAUUCUAUUUGCGUUAAUAGGAAUUCCCUUAACAUUAUCUGUCAUCGCGGACAUGGGAGUACUAAUGGCUACUGCCCUUUCUACACUUCAUAAAAAAGCAAAAAUAUAUUUAUCAAAUAAGGUAUUUAGUACGUACGUGAACCCAUGUUUCAUUAUCAUUAUUAUCAUUAUCGUAUUUUUAAUUACAGAACAUAAUACCAAAUAUAAGUUCGUCAACUAA